AUGGAGCCGGAGCAGCAGCACAACGCCCAGCCUCCGGCGCCCCCUGCAGCUGCGCCGCCGCAUCCGCCGCAGCCGAGGCCAGUGGCCCCUAUGAUGCACUCGGCCAGGUCGUGGCCACUCUCCUUCACGCCUAUAAAGCCAUUGGUCGAAAUUAAGAGUGUUACUCCACCAAAGAGAAAGAAGCAGUGCAAUUGCAAAAACUCACACUGUCUAAAGCUGUACUGUGAGUGUUUUGCAGCAGGACUUUAUUGCGACGGCUGCAAUUGUAAACAAUGUGGAAAUAAAGUUGAGAAUGAACAUGCUAGGCAGGAGGCUAUUAACAGUACUAAGCUACGGAAUCCAAAGGCUUUUCAACCUAAGAUUGAAAACGUUCCAAGUGCUCUUAGUGUUCGAAAGGAUGCUGGAGCACCUUCAGUUCCAAAACAUAAUAAAGGUUGUCACUGCAAAAAAUCAGGGUGUCUCAAGAAGUACUGUGAAUGCUUUCAAGCAAAUAUCCUUUGUUCCAAGAAUUGUAAAUGUAUGGAUUGCAAGAACUUCGAAGGAAGUGAGGAGCUACAGGCUAUAAUUCAAGGGGAUAAUGCAUCUGAUAAAAAUAACAUUCAGCAAGCAGCUAACGUCACUCUGAAUGGUGCCAUUGGAUCCUCUGGGUAUAAAUAUUCACCUGUACGCAGAAAAAGACACCCAGAAGACCCCCUUGGUCCAGAGGCUAACCACUUGGAUGCUUCACAAGUUGCUUCUUCUAGUGGACUUGAAGGCUGUAUUGGUUAUCAGAGUAGAUCUAAAAUGGUCUAUAGGUCUCCGCUAGCAAACACUAUCCAUCCUACGGAUGUUAAUGAUCUUGCAAAUCAUUUGGUGAUUGUAUGCAGAAAGGCAACAGAAACAUUCCUGACAAUAGCUGAUAAUAAAGUCGAGAUGGAAGUAGAGAGGGGAAUUUACACAAAUGCUGACCUAAACAAUGAUAAGAUGAAAAACCGUGAAGUUCAGAAUGGUGGUGUUAGUCAACCUGAUGUUGCAACCCAUAUAGAUCAGCGGACUGCUGGUGAUCUCGAAUCACCUUGCAAUAACACCCAAGAAGACUAUAGACCUGCCUCUCCAGGAACACAGGCACUAUUGUGUGACGAGCAGGGCACCACGUUUGGAUCAGAUUAUAGAACUUCAUUUCCAUCAGCAUUUCAUGAUCAGGACACUCCAGAGCUAAGCGCUCUGCAAGAAAAGACGGUGUUGACAGGGUUCCGUGACUACCUCCGGCUGCUUAUCACACGCGGGAAGAUAAAUGCCAAUAACUCAGCCGGGAUGACAGAAGCCAACGCAUCGUCCGAGCCCGCUAUGGAGCUGGACGCUCAAAGAAACCACGGAGCAACCACCGGUCCCGGUGCGAGUUCCUUUCCACCAGAAGCUGUGGAAAGGCCAAAAGCCCCUGGCGACCCCGAGAAUCCGAGAGCAGGCGACCCCUCCGCAUAG
Molecule: messenger RNA, 1461 nt
Organism: Triticum turgidum subsp. durum (durum wheat)
Lineage: Eukaryota; Viridiplantae; Streptophyta; Magnoliopsida; Poales; Poaceae
Source: the annotation of a GenBank genome assembly